Saxophila tyrrhenica is the source of this 885-nucleotide messenger RNA. RefSeq names its product GATA zinc finger protein 3 (gene GZF3). Gene Ontology annotation, biological process: negative regulation of transcription by RNA polymerase II; positive regulation of transcription by RNA polymerase II. The transcript has 3 exons. The record is from RefSeq and is a predicted model, not a curated record. Gene Ontology annotation, molecular function: DNA-binding transcription factor activity, RNA polymerase II-specific; RNA polymerase II cis-regulatory region sequence-specific DNA binding; zinc ion binding. NCBI's taxonomy places the organism in Eukaryota, Fungi, Ascomycota, Dothideomycetes, Mycosphaerellales, Extremaceae. Bases 1 to 885 code for a protein of 294 amino acids.
AUGAAUCAGCAGACACAGUAUGCGCCAGCAGCGACCGCUGGUGGUACUCAAAGUGGCGCAUCAAUACCUGUCUGCCAGAACUGCGGCACCUCCACCACCCCUCUGUGGCGACGAGACGAAUCUGGCUCGGUAUUAUGCAAUGCAUGUGGACUCUUCCUCAAGUUGCAUGGACGACCACGGCCCAUCUCCCUCAAAACAGACGUCAUCAAAUCGCGCAACCGCGUGAAGACAGCAACGCCCAGGAAGCGAGAUUCCACAGAAGGACAAUAUCAGCAACCCAAUGGCUAUCUACCGCAUCCUGGAGCUCCUGACAACGGUCUGGAUGUGUCUCAGCCGCACGCCCAUCCUCAACAACAAGGCGGCGACUUUGGACGGGUACCCAGUCCUAACUCGAUUUCUCGUACCAACACACCCGCCAUUGCACCUCAACACAUCUUCGACACCGUGUCUUUACCGUCAGACUCUUUCGCAUCACCUUCACUGCCGGCCUUUGCCUUGAGACAACCGAGCCCUUCAGCCAGCUCUCCGAACGGUACCGCACAUCUUGAGCCACCGCAAUCAUUCGAGGGCCUCCAAGCACAAAACCAGCAUCUCCGUACAAGGGUCAACGAGCUCGAAGUGAUCCAAGACCUGUUUAGAGGUCGUGUCAACGAGCUUGAGUCGAGCGAGCGGACGGCCAGGGAGGCUGAGAGAACGAGGAAGGAAGAAGUCGAGCGGCUCAAGGCAGAUCUGGACGCCUCGAAUGCCAAAGCGACUGAAUUGCAAAGACGACUAGAUGAGCUCGAGGGUCAAGACUCCCCGCCGAGGAAGCGAGCGAGGGUAGAGGAGGAAGGCGAGCAACCACCCGAGCAGCAAAACCCGGGCUACCACGAAUACAGCCAUUGA